CUGCAUGUGCCACGUCAUCAACUUGGUGGCCAAAGACUUUUUGGACGGCAUGGGCCAGCUCACCGACGAAGACAUCGCCACAUUUGAAACUUCAGGAAUGGCCAAAACCCUUGCAUCAUUUGAGCCAGAUGAACUCCCUUGCACAGGUGAUUACAGUGUACCGGUCCCUGAUUCAUUGCCUCAACAUACUCCUCAACAAUGCAAUUCAACAUCUCAGGCCUCACUUGAAGUCCACAGGCCGACUCAAACUCAAGACGACAACGUGGACUUGUCUCAAAUCACUUAUGAAGACAUUCUUGGCCCAGAUGAAACUCAACUCGCCAACAGCAAGACGACCGCUCUUACCGCACGCAAGAAGAAGUCAACAAUUGUGACUCGUAUCCGCGCAUUGGACACCCACAUCCGAAAAAGCCCUCAAGAACUCGAGGCGAGCUUCCAUUAAUCAAGGAAAAUAAAUCCAUUUGAUUAUUUUUCAAUCAUGCUGACUUAUUUUUUGAAUUGCAUUUUGGUUGCACCAGGUGCAACGAACUCUC
Molecule: messenger RNA, 533 nt
Organism: Melampsora larici-populina 98AG31
Lineage: Eukaryota; Fungi; Basidiomycota; Pucciniomycetes; Pucciniales; Melampsoraceae
Exons: 1
Coding region: 5-442 (145 amino acids)
Source: RefSeq, a predicted model, not a curated record